Molecule: messenger RNA, 969 nt
Organism: Closterium sp. Yama58-4
Lineage: Eukaryota; Viridiplantae; Streptophyta; Zygnematophyceae; Desmidiales; Closteriaceae
Source: the annotation of a GenBank genome assembly
AUGGCGGAAUUAAAAACAUCGAGUAGGUGCCCCAGCUGGGUGCCAGAGCUUCUAAGCGGCCAUUACUUCUCUCCGUGCCGCCAACACGCCGCGGCGCACAAAUCCGAGCGGAACUUCUUCUGCAUCAAAUGCCGCGGCGACCCUCUUUGCACGCUCUGCGUGCAGAAACACCACGCCGGUCCAGAGCACGACAUUCUGCAAAUCCGCCGCUCGUCGUACCACGACGUCGUGCGCGUCGGCGAGCUCUCGCGCCUUCUAGACCUGCACCACAUUCAGGUCUACGUGAUAAACAGCGCGAAAGUGGUUUUUAUUAAUCCGCGUCCGCAGUCUCGCGUGGUUAAGGGCGCGCCGUUCUUCUGCCGCACGUGCCACCGCACAUUGCUCGACGCCAGUCGAUACUGCUCCAUCGGCUGCAAGCUCGCCGCAUUGCGCCACGACCCCGCGCUUACAUUGCGCCCGCGUGGGGGAGGCUCCGCGGAGCACGUCGCCGCGCGGCCGGCUGCGGGACCUGCACAUUAUGGGUCCAGCGCGGGAGUUGAACGGCCGGCGCGGUCUGGGGACGGACUAUCUGAUGACGACUCGGGCACGUGGUCGGCGGGGCAGCGGCGGAAGGAAGGGGGAAACGAUUGGCGGAACGAGUGGCGCAAGCGUACAUUGCCGCCUCUGCUGGUGGAAGAUAACGGCGCGGCGAGCUCCGGGGAGAGCGACGAGGGGCGCGCGGAGGAGGACGGGGACGAAGUGGUGUCCGGGGACUGGCGGAGGGGCGGCGGAGAGAGGGAGAGGAAGCGCGCGCGCUACGACAAGGCGAAUGUCGCGGAGUCUCUGCGGUAUCCUGAGCUGGUGGGCGCGUCAUCCCCGGUGUUCUCCCCCUUGACUCCGCCCCUGGCGUAUCAACAUGAAGGCAGCACUGGUUCCCCCUGGCGCGCGCACAGGCGGAAGGGCGUUCCGCACCGCUCCCCCUUGUCUUGA